UGUCAACGGAAAAUUGCUUGUGUUCUACUUUUUCGACUAACGAACGUGAUUAGAGAAACUAAUUUGAGUAAAUUUAUACCGAGCUCGUAAAUAAUGAUGAACUGACACUUCAUAUUAAUUAGUCGAAAUAAAAUAAAUUGCGGGCCACAACAUGCAAUGCCGUAUAUUGAUCAAACACGUGUACAAAAAAUUGUCAACAUUGACAACAUUCAGUCGAAAUUCGGUACACGGCUUGUUAACACCCGACAUGAUAAAAAAAUAAGAAACUUUAAAAUCAAAAAUGUUGCGAUUUGAAAGCAUAGGUAGCGUGAUAACGUAAAUUAAUACCCUGUCCGUCACUCAACAUGGGAGAUUUUGGAGAAGAUAGUGACGACAGCGAUGGAGAGGGGGGUCAGGGGAACGUAAACAGGCAAAUAAUGAGACCCCCUGGACACAGCGGAAAAGCAAAGCGCGGACAUCUAUGCUUCGAUGCUUCAUUCGAAACAGGAAAUUUGGGCAGAGUUGAUUUGGUCAACGAAUAUGAAUACGAUUUAUUUAUACGACCCGAUACGUGCAGUCCGCGUUUAAGGUUUUGGUUCAAUUUUACCGUGGACAACGUCAAACAAGACCAGAGGGUGGUUUUUAACAUUGUCAACAUCAGUAAGGAAAGAAAUUUGUUUAUGGAGCAUAUGACGCCCAUUGUUAAGUCCUCAAGCCGUUUAAAAUGGCAACGCAUACCAAAACAUCACGUUUAUUACCACAAAUCUCAACAACAUCACAACCAUUACGUUUUAAGCUUCUCUUUCGGCUUCGAUAAAGAAGACGAUGUUUUUCAAUUCGCUUUGGCGCCCCCGUAUAGCUACUCAAAACUGCAAACCUUUUUAAGCGUUUCUAUUUAUGGGUACAAAUUAAAGGGAUCAGAUGUUGUUAUUCCCUAUACUGAGGAAAGUUGUGCGAUUCCAAUGGAGCUAACAAACGAGCCAAGUCAAAAAAAGAGGCCAAAAACCCAUAAAAGUCGCAGAAAAAAUAGAGUCAAAUACCAAAAACGCCCUUUGACCAGUCGUACGCAAGCUUUGAUGCAUUUUAAAAAUUUAAACAUCAAUUAUGAUAGUGAGACUUCUUUUGAUGACUACACUUAUAGUUAUAGAAAUGCGAGUCCUCAAAGAAAUUUUGAAAAAAUUACCGAACAGUAUAAUUUGAAGAAAGGCGGCAAGGAGUUUGAGGAGAAAUUUUAUAGAAGCGAUUCGCCACUACCUCAGAAUAUAAUGGUGCUGCCCGAACCAAGUUUAAGUAUUAUAGAUUUUAAUAUUAUGUCUAGGAAUGAUAUUGAGAAAGCGUCUAAUUUAAAUAAAGAAAGAUUUAGGAAGUAG
Messenger RNA from Brassicogethes aeneus, 1349 nucleotides. NCBI's taxonomy places the organism in Eukaryota, Metazoa, Arthropoda, Insecta, Coleoptera, Nitidulidae. The record is from the annotation of a GenBank genome assembly.